AUGGAGAAGCUGCGGCGGCCGCCGGCGGCGCCGGCGCCGGACGCCGCCGCGACCCUUCGCCUUGCCUCCCUCCUCCAGUCGCACGGCCGCGCGGGCGACCUCCGCGGGGGCCGCGGCCUCCACGCGCGGCUCGUGCUCUCCGGCGCCGCCGCGGCGUCCACCUUCCUCGCCAACCACCUCAUCACCAUGUACUCCAACUGCGCCGACCCCGCCUCGGCGCUCCGCCUCUUCGGUGCCAUGCCCCGCCGCAACGUCGUCUCCUGGACCGCCCUCGUCUCGGGCCUCGCCCGGAACUCCAUGCACGGCGACGCGCUCGGGGCCUUCGCCGCCAUGCGCCGGGCGGGCGUCGCGCCCACGCAGUUCGCGCUCUCCAGCGCCGCGCGCGCCGCGGCCGCCCUCGCCGCCCCACUCCCGGGCGCGCAGCUGCACUGCGUCGGUGUCAGGCUCGGCCUCGACACCGAGCUCUUCGUCGCGAGCAGCCUCGCGGAUAUGUACUCCAGGUGCGGGUUCCUGCCUGAGGCAUGCAGGGUGUUUGAUGAAAUGCCCCAGAAGGAUGCCGUUGCGUGGACUGCCAUGAUCGAUGGGUACGCCAAGAAUGGGAGCCUUGAGGCGGCUGUUCUAGCCUUCCGCGACAUGAAACGCGAGGGAUUGGCUAGAGUUGAUCAGUAUGUGCUCUGCAGUGCCUUGAGUGCAUCAGGAGGAAUCAAGGAUGGGCGGCUCGGCAAAAGCAUCCAUUGUUGUGCGACGAAGGCAGGGUUUGAUCUGGAUGUUGCUGUGAGGAAUGCGCUUGUCGACAUGUACGCUAAGGCCAUGGAUGUGGAGAAUGCCUCUCGCACGCUCAAGAUUGACCCCGGAGGUUGGAAUGUUGUGUCAGGCACCUCCCUGAUUGAUGGCUACAUUGAGACUGAUUGUGUCGAGGAGGCCCUUGGAAUGUAUAUCGAAAUGCGGAGGCAUGGAGUCGAGCCCAAUGAAUUCACUUUCUCGAGCAUGAUCAAGGGCUGUGCCAUGCAGGCACUGCUUGAGCAAGGUGCCCAGUUGCAUGCUCAAGUGAUCAAAACAAGUGUGAUUAGGGACUCCUUUGUUGGUUCCGCCCUAGUUGACAUGUAUGGAAAGUGUGGCCUUAUAAAUUUGUCCAUGCAGUUAUUCGAUGAGAUUGAAUACCGGACAGAUAUUGCUUGGAAUGCAGUAAUCAAUGUAUUCGCGCAACAUGGUCAUGGCAGGGAAGCAAUCCAAGCUUUCGAUCGGAUGAUCUAUAGUGGCAUGAGGCCAAAUCACAUUACAUUUGUCAGCCUGCUCACAGCAUGUAGUCACGCUGGAUUAGUGGAUGAAGGACUCGAAUAUUUUUACUCUAUGAAGGACGCCCACGGGAUUGAGCCUAAAGAGGAGCACUAUUCCUGUAUCAUUGAUAUGUAUGGUCGAGCUGGGAGAUUAGAUGAAGCAUAUAAGUUCAUAUCUGAGAUGUCCAUCAAGCCUAAUGCUUAUGGUUGGUGCUCUCUGCUUGGAGCUUGCCGAAUGCGACGGAACAAAGAGCUGGGGGAGAUUGCAGCACAAAAUCUGAUGAAGCUUGAGCCAGGUAACACAGGUAUUCAUGUGUCCCUUUCUGGGAUCUAUGCGUCCUUGGGCCAAUGGGAGGAUGUAAAAGCAGUCCGGAAGUUGAUGAGGGAUAGCAGGCUUAAGAAACUUCCUGGUUUUAGCUGGGUUGAUUCUAACAAAAAAACCCAUGUGUUUUUAUCCGAGGAUUGGUCACAUCCACAGAAGAAUGACAUAUAUGAGAAACUUGAGGAACUCACUACAAGGAUUAAGGAGGAGGGCUAUAUCCCGGACACAAGUUUCUUGCCAAGUAAUUUGGAAGACAUCGCGAAAGAGAGGAUUCUGCGUUAUCACAGUGAAAGGAUAGCUGUGGCUUUUGCUUUGAUAAGCAUGCCAGCUACAAAACCAAUCAUUGUGAAGAAGAAUUUGCGAAUAUGUGUAGACUGCCACAAUGCAUUGAAGUUCAUUUCUAAGGUAGAAAGAAGGGAUAUUAUUGUCAGAGACAACUCCAGGUUUCACCAUUUUGUGAAUGGGAGGUGUUCCUGUGGAGAUUACUGGUGAUGUCACUCUCAUCCUUUCUUGAACUAUAAAGGAUACAAUAGGAAUUUUUUACAUUGCUGGCAACUGACCAGUUAUUCAUGUUACUGACCAGUUAUUCGUGUUACUAUUGUUUACUGUAUACAGUUGUUAGUUGUAACAAUAUUGAUUCGGACAAAAAGCAAAAGCAAUGUGCAUUGAC
This is a messenger RNA of Oryza brachyantha (malo sina), 2269 nucleotides long. Its product is annotated as putative pentatricopeptide repeat-containing protein At5g52630. NCBI's taxonomy places the organism in Eukaryota, Viridiplantae, Streptophyta, Magnoliopsida, Poales, Poaceae. Gene Ontology annotation, biological process: RNA modification. The record is from RefSeq and is a predicted model, not a curated record. The coding region runs from base 1 to 2091 and encodes 696 amino acids. The transcript has a single exon. Gene Ontology annotation, molecular function: protein binding; RNA binding; zinc ion binding.